AUGGGAGAAACAGCAGGGAAACGCACAGACAGGAAAUGGGAGAAACAGCAGGGAAACGCACAGACAGGAAAUGGGAGAAGGAACAGAACAACGCACAGACAGGAAAUGGGAGAAAAAGCAGGGAAACGCACAGACAGGAAAUGGGAGAAACAGCAGGGAAACGCACAGACAGGAAAUGGGAGAAGGAACAGAACAACGCACAGACAGGAAAUGGGAGAAGGAACAGAACAACGCACAGACAGGAAAUGGGAGAAGGAACAGAACAACGCACAGACAGGAAAUGGGAGAAGGAACAGAACAACGCACAGACAGGAAAUGGGAGAAAAAGCAGGGAAACGCACAGACAGGAAAUGGGAGAAAAAGCAGGGAAACGCACAGACAGGAAAUGGGAGAAACAGCAGGGAAACGCACAGACAGGAAAUGGGAGAAGGAACAGAAAAACGCACAGACAGGAAAUGGGAGAAAAAGCAGGGAAACGCACAGACAGGAAAUGGGAGAAAAAAUGGGGAAAACGCACAGACAGGAAAUGGGAGAAGGAACAGUAAAACGCACAGACAGGAAAUGGAAGAAACAGCAGGGAAACGCACAGACAGGAAAUGGAAGAAACAGCAGGGAAACGCACAGACAGGAAAUGGGAGAAAAUGCAGGGAAACGCACAGACAGGAAAUGGGAGAAAAAGCAGGGAAACGCACAGACAGGAAAUGGGAGAGCAGGGGAACAGAACAGGAAACGCACAGACAGGAAAUGGGAGAAAACAGCAGGGACAACGCACAGACAGGAAAUGGGAGAAAAAGCAGGGAAACGCACAGACAGGAAAUGGAAGAAACAGCAGGGAAACGCACAGACAGGAAAUGGGAGAAACAGCAGGGAAACGCACAGACAGGAAAUGGGAGAAACAGCAGGGAAACGCACAGACAGGAAAUGGGAGAAACAGCAGGGAAAGGCAUAGACAGGAAAUGGGAGAAAAAGCAGGGAAACGCACAGACAGGAAAUGGGAGAAGGAACAGAACAACGCACAGACAGGAAAUGGGAGAAAAAGCAGGGAAACGCACAGACAGGAAAUGGGAGAAACAACAAAACAUCGCACCGACAUGA
Molecule: messenger RNA, 1095 nt
Organism: Ylistrum balloti
Lineage: Eukaryota; Metazoa; Mollusca; Bivalvia; Pectinida; Pectinidae
Product: pre-mRNA-splicing factor 38B-like
Exons: 1
Coding region: 1-1095 (364 amino acids)
Source: RefSeq, a predicted model, not a curated record